CCUACCAAUCUUCGUUUAAACAAUAAUGCUUCAACUUCACCCUCUUCACCGCCGUGCCACCACGGCACAGCCACCACAGCCACCGUCUCUAACAACCACAAUGGCAGCCAUUUCGUUCCCAUGCAACCUACAGCCACUACUCUCUCUCAGUCACUCCAAAACCCUAAUGCAAACAAGACAAGUUAACGUAUUUUCUGUCACCAAUGUGUCGCGGUCGGAUGCAAAUGCGGUAUCUACUAAAACUACUGGUGGUGUUGUUGCAGCUCCACCGCAGCCAUUGCUACAAUUCUCGCCAAAUUCGUUACAAUAUGAGGAAGGUGAGGUGGUAGGAGUGUCAUAUGGUGGUGGUGUAUCCGAGUCAUCGAUUGGUGCAAUGGAGUACUUGACAAACAUAUUGAUGUCUAAGGUUUAUGAUGUGGCGGUGGAGUCGCCGCUACAACACGCAGCAAAGUUGUCCGCGAGGCUCGGUGUUGAUUUGUGGUUGAAGCGAGAAGAUACCCAGCCGAUUUUCUCUUUUAAACUUCGAGGAGCAUAUAACAUGAUGGCAAAACUUUCCAAAAAACAACUCACACAAGGUGUCAUCUGCUCUUCUGCCGGCAAUCACGCUCUAGGGGUUACGAUGGCAGCCAAAACGUUAGGCUGCGACGCUGUGAUUGUUAUGCCAAUUACUACGCCUCGGUUCAAGUGGGAGUCAGUAAAGAGUUUGGGAGCAACGGUCGUUCUCGAGGGUGACUCGUACGAUGAAGCACAAGCUUACGCCAAGAAUAGGGGCGUAAGAGAGAAUCGCACCUUCAUUCCUUCUUCCGAUCAUCCAGAUGUAAUCUCUGGUCAAGGAACGAUAGGAAUGGAGAUCAUGCGCCAAUCUAAAGGCCAAAUCCAUGCCAUUUUCGUACCCGUGGGUGGUGGUGGCUUGAUAGCUGGUAUCGCGGCCUAUGUGAAGAGGGUUUCACCUGAGGUUCGGAUCAUUGGAGUGGAGCCCGCUGAUGCAAAUGCAAUGGCUUUGUCAUUGCAUCACGGGCAACGAGUUAAGCUUGAUCAGGUGGGAGGCUUUGUUGAUGGUGUGGCUGUGAAUGAGGUUGGUGUCGAAACCUUUAGCUUAUGCAAAGAGUUGAUUGAUGGAGUAGUUCUUGUCAGCCGAGACGCGAUUUGCGCAUCCAUAAAGGAUGUGUUUGAGGAAAAUAGGAGCAUUUUAGAACCGGCAGGUGCUCUGGCUGUGGCUGGUGCAGAAGCAUACUGCCGGUUCUAUAACCUUAAGGAUGCAAACGUGGUAGCCAUAACGAGUGGAGCCAACAUGGAAUUUAAUAGGUUGAGACUGGUAACUGAGCUCGCAAACAUUGGUAGGCGGCAGGAGGCCGUGCUAGCUACCUUCAUGCCAGAGGAACCCGGAAGCAUUAAACAGUUUUGCAGUCUUAUUGGGCCAAUAAGUAUUACUGAGUUCAAUUAUAGAUACGAUUCUAACAAAAACCGAGCUCUCGUUUUGUACAGCAUUGGAGUCCAUACUAAAACUGAACUUCAAGCCAUGAUAGAGAGUAUGAAGUCAUUUCAACUAGAAACUAUUGAAUUCACAGACAAUGACAUGGUGAAAGAUCAUUUAAGACAUUUGAUGGGUGGUCGAUCGGAUGUCGCAAACGAGCUUCUUUGUCGAUUUAUAUUUCCGGAGAGGCCCGGGGCUUUGGCAAAAUUCUUAGACGUUAUUAGCCCGCGUUGGAAUAUUACCUUGUUUCAUUACCGAUCACAAGGAGAAUCGGGUGCGAAUGUACUGAUUGGGAUUCAAGUUUCGUCGGCUGAAUUAAAUGACUUUCGUAGUUGUGCAAACGAUCUUGGAUUCGACUAUGAAAUCGAAACAGACAAUGAAGGAUUCCAACUUUUGAUGCGUUGAUGUAACUUGAGUUGAGGCAGGAACUAAGAGGGAAUAGAGGAAAGUUCAGAUGGUGGCAGAUGGUGAUGACAGCUUGGGAAAAGAGAGAUAUGUGAGAAGAGAGCUAUUUGUUAUAUAUAUGGGGAUGAGUUACAAAGCCUUUAUAUCCGAUAAAUACACUAAAGCAAGAUCUUUCAAAAU
Messenger RNA from Helianthus annuus (common sunflower), 2059 nucleotides. RefSeq names its product threonine dehydratase 1 biosynthetic, chloroplastic. Gene Ontology annotation, molecular function: threonine deaminase activity. Gene Ontology annotation, biological process: L-threonine catabolic process. The transcript has 10 exons. The coding region runs from base 26 to 1879 and encodes 617 amino acids. The record is from RefSeq and is a predicted model, not a curated record. NCBI's taxonomy places the organism in Eukaryota, Viridiplantae, Streptophyta, Magnoliopsida, Asterales, Asteraceae.